This is a messenger RNA of Ornithorhynchus anatinus (platypus), 1152 nucleotides long. Its product is annotated as embryonic growth/differentiation factor 1-like. Gene Ontology annotation, biological process: SMAD protein signal transduction; BMP signaling pathway. Gene Ontology annotation, molecular function: growth factor activity; cytokine activity. The transcript is spliced from 2 exons. Gene Ontology annotation, cellular component: extracellular region. The coding region runs from base 1 to 1152 and encodes 383 amino acids. NCBI's taxonomy places the organism in Eukaryota, Metazoa, Chordata, Mammalia, Monotremata, Ornithorhynchidae. The record is from RefSeq and is a predicted model, not a curated record.
AUGCAUUCCCUCUGCCUGCUGCUGCUGCUGCUGCCGCUGACCCUGACCCUGACCCCGGGGCUCGGCCGAGCACAGCCGGGGCCACUUUCGCCCCAGGCUGUCGCCCUGCUCCGAGCCCUGGGGCUGAGCGAACCCCCUGCGCCCCGGCAACCCCGGCCCGUCCCCCCGCUGCUCUGGCGGCUCUUCCGCAAGAGCCAGGAGAAGCUGGCGGCCGCCAAGGAGACCCAAGAGCCCGAGGGGGCCGAGGGGCCCGAGCAGGCCCAGCCCUGCCACGUGGAGGAGCUGGGAGUCCCCGGAAAUAUCGUCCGGCUUGUCCCAGACCGUGGUGGCUCGGUCCAGCUCGAGGAGCCAGCCCUGCCCCCCCUGUGCGCGGAGAAGCCCCUCUUCUUCAACCUGUCGGCCCUGGCCCCCGAGGAGCAGCCGACCCUGGUCCGGCUGGAGCUGCAUCUGGGCCCCGCCGGCGCCCAGGGGCCCCCAGGGCCAGGCUGGGAGCUCAGCCUGUCCCUAGCCCCGGGGCCCCAGCUGUGGGGCCGGCAGGCCCACUGGCACCACCGCCAGCUCCUCCUGACGCAGCCCCUGCCUCCGGGCCGGGACACCAUCCACCUGGACCUGCUGGACUUGGGGCCCGUGGGGGCGUCCCCCCUCCCGCGCAACCUGAGCUUGGUCCUGGAGAUCCUGCAUGGCAGCGGGGGCGACGGCAACGGCACAGAGGCCGCCUGUGCCAGCCUGGGCCGCUCCCUGGAGGCCUCCCUGCUGGUGGUGACCCUCCACCCCCAGCAGUGCCGGCCCGUGGCCAGGAGGCGACGGGCAGUGGCCCCGGCGGCCCCGGCCCCCGACCGCGUCUGCAGGCCCCACCAGCUGUACGUCAGCUUCCGGGACGUGGGUUGGCACGACUGGAUCAUCGCCCCGCGCGGCUUCAUGGCCAACUACUGCCGGGGCUCCUGCCCCUUCCCCCUGGCCACCCAGCUCAACAGUGUCAACCACGCCAUCCUGCAGUCCCUGAUGCACUCCGUGGCCCCGGCCCAGACCCCUCUCCCCUGCUGCAUCCCCAUCAGGCUCUCGCCCAUCUCUGUGCUCUUCUACGACAACGGCGACAACGUGGUCCUGCGGCACUACGAGGACAUGGUGGUGGACGAGUGCGGGUGCAGGUGA